Hyalella azteca is the source of this 16179-nucleotide messenger RNA. RefSeq lists its product as uncharacterized. Gene Ontology annotation, biological process: regulation of gene expression. The transcript has 24 exons. NCBI's taxonomy places the organism in Eukaryota, Metazoa, Arthropoda, Malacostraca, Amphipoda, Hyalellidae. Bases 79 to 14979 code for a protein of 4966 amino acids. Gene Ontology annotation, cellular component: nucleus. Gene Ontology annotation, molecular function: RNA binding. The record is from RefSeq and is a predicted model, not a curated record.
GCAUUUGAAAAUUAUAUCUUUUAUUCAGUAGGUUAGGCCUAUAUGAUAUGUGACUAACGCUGCUCAACUUCUGCAAAAAUGUCUGGAAGGGGAUUAUUCCAAAGUCCCAGUGAUGCUUCAGUUGCAUCCAAGCUUCAUAUAUUGCAGGGCUAUCUGCCCUUCGUUCAAAGCAUCAUAGCAAAGCUGCGCAGCAAAGGGGGACCAGGAGUUGCUGAACAGCUUAAGAAAAUGAAGAUGUUGCAGAAAUUCAUAAUUGAACAGGAUAUCAAGAGCUGUAAUGAGUCAAGAAUGGAGAAGAUGAUCAAACUCCUUCAAGGCAUCUAUCGGAAACAUAUGACAAACGCAUCUGGCAGCUCUAGCAAUGAGAAAGCAUUUCUCAAACGAGAAGGUAAUUCGCAAUUAAAAGUUGUUGAGACCAGCAAAAGGAGUGAAAGCGGCCCUGCUCAGCAAGGAAUGAAUGUGUUUCUAGAGAACAAAUGUAUCGAAUCGCAACGAGGCAGCGCUGCUCUCGAGAUGUCCUUGAUGGAAGCCAGUAAUGACGACCCUGAAAUUAUUUCCGUUUUAGGAAGCCUUGGCAAGCACAAUUUAGGCAGUUCUUCGUCACCUAGGAAUCCUCUCAGACCAUCAGGAACAACAGGUUAUACCAGUCAUAAUAAUACUAAUGUUUCCCACCAAAGAAAUAACACUGCCCAAAAUUGGAAUGAUAAAUCACAAAAAUCUCUUGAUACGGAUCUACGGUCAAUUCAGUUGAAGAAUGACGGAAGCAAGAAAAAUGUCAGCGAGAAAAUGUUAGCAUUAUUCGGGGAUGAGGCUUUGGAACAGUUCGAACAAUUGAGACCCAUACCCUCUCGUCCGUCUGACGCAGUGACGCAUCAGAGUACGAGGAGGAAAGAGGAUAAUCAAUCUACUAGUCGUUCGUCUUUGAUGUCAAGCAAGUAUCCGAGUGUGCGUCAGAAGGACUUCCUAAGUACAUCCACAAAACCAGGACAUCGCUAUGAUCUCUCAUCAUCGCAAGGCGAUAAUAAAAAACCAUUGUAUAAUACUGGUAAGCUGUUUGAUGCUGUUCCUCCAGCGAUACACACUCCUUCAUCUGCUCCGCAUUCAUCUUCUAAUCCAUACUCAAGGACUGGAUCUUCCUCUUCUGGCAGUUCACAGUCACAACAUAGCCUACAAAAACCUCAUUAUAGUCAUAAGCAGCAACCGCAUAAACGAAGCUUAUUGGACCUUCCGAUGCCGCCUGACAUUAAUAGCGGAAGCAGUAAAACGUGCACUGCUCCCAGACAAGACCGUGUAAGUCGCUGGGAUCAACGUUAUCCUGCAGGAGUGUCUACUGUUGAAGACGACAAAUACAAGGCUGUGGGUAAGGAGCAAUUGCCUGCCGCUUUCUGUAUGUCUCAAAGCAACUCCCCUUCAAACAGUGCAAAACUGCAGAUGUCAAGAGAGAAACUGCAGAAGUUAUUUGGCCUUAAACCAGCGCCUCCUCCGGAACUUUCUCAACUUACUCCAGGAACAAGUUACCAAGGUCAUUCUAAUCUUUCAAGUUCUAAAGAUGUCAUCUUUAUUAAUGAUGAACAAAAAUCUUCACACAAUCGUCUCUCGUGCAAUGACUCCCCAUAUGUUCGUGAGAGAAACUCGUCCAAACGUACUUCUGCAGAGGAAAAUGAUGAGCGCGCCAUGGGUUCUCGUGCCAACGAUCGGUUUUCCGAGAAAAGAGAUAGACCUUGGAAUGUGACAGACGAUGGUCGUACUCAACUAUUCAACUCAUUACCUUCUAACAAGUUUGAAACGAAUGCUGCUGGACGGUCAGCACGGCCUACUUCUGCUUCAUCGUUUUCUAGUUCUCAAAGAGAUCAUUCUCGUACAACUCUCUUCAAUACUGAUCCUAACAGAACUCGCGAAAGUGCAAGAGAUAGUUUGGCAUUGGCAAAAUGUCCUUCAGCUUCAUUUACUCCGGAUGAUACACCGGAUUCUCCUGAACCCGAAGAUGUUGGUUCAUUCAGUCCUACUGGUUUCUCUCCUGUACAAACAAUCCCUGUUGAAAAGGUGUCAUCCGCCGAAAAUUUUCGGAAGUCAAGAGAGAACAGUGUUGCAACUACUAAAGGAGCCAUUCGCAAUGUCGAAAGGUUCUCGAUGGAACUAUCUCGAGAAACCAGAGACGAUACAUUGAAAUACGAAGAUUUUGUUGGCCCUGCGACUAAGGUAUCUCACGGCCAUAGAAAACGUGCGAUAAAUGCUGCACCUCCAGUGCCCCCGAGCAUUCCCAAACCUCCCCCUCUCUCAAGUAAUUUAAUAAGUGCGGUGAUCGACAGCAGUCCUUUAAAAAAACAACCGGAAACUACUAAAAUACCCGUUGAACACAAGGAAGAUGGUCCUCCAUUUGUUGAAAGGGCGUCAAAUUCCAGUAGUAAUCACUCGAACCAUGCUAGAUUGAGCCUAACCUCUCAGAGCACUAAGUAUGAACCAAACAAAAUGAAGUCUGGUUCUAAAAGUGUGAGUGGGGCUCUAAACAUUGAAGAAUACAGGCGACGUCGAGCCAAGAAACCAAGCAAACCCUCCUGUAUAUUAGAUGAGCUUAUUCCAGAAACUUCACCUAGUAGCUCCAAUGACAAGAGUACCAACAGUCCUGUGAUGGAAGAAAUUUUCACUGAAGAUGUUCCUAGCUUCGGCGGGCGUAUGGUAAAUACACCAUUACUGCCCCCUCCAAUGCCUCCUUUCAACGCCAGCAACCCCCAAAUCCCACUACCGGACCAUAAAUUUCAACGCAAUAGAGAUCCUAGAACUAGAGAAGGUAGACAACCUAUGCAACGGUUACCAGUUGCUCCAGAUACUCAUUCUCCUUUUAUGAAACCCUUCUUGACCAGUGGGAUGAAGUCUCACGGUUUUCCUGCUCCCAGUCAAGGUCCAUUGGGAAACAUCCCUUCACCUUCCUAUGAUCCCAGAAUUUCGUCUCGAGAUCCGAGAACAUUCAACCGAAAUCAUCACAGUGUGAUAGGUGCUGGACCUCAAGGAACUCACGAUAUGCACGUUACCUCAGGGAGGAUGAUGCAACCCGCUGGUGUGGUGAAAACAGGUAUGGGUCCGCUGUACGCAGUACCUGCCCCAACCUUCCCGGGUAUGUAUGGGCCUAUGACCAUGGCAUAUCCUCCUCCUCAGUCCCCUACUCCACCUCCUCCUUGCACUGGACCUCCAGAGACACUAAAAACCCCUGCAAAUCUAAGUUCAAGCGCUUUCAUUAUUAUGAAAGGCUUACCGCAAUUUGCAAAUUCCAUGCACGUCUAUAAAUUUUUCCAGGAAUACAUUUUAAAAGAUGUGUGCAUUGAACUGGAUCACGGUCUAAAUUGCACCGGAAACGCUUACAUACAGUUUCCCAGUCCCGAGUCUGCUGCAGAAUGUCUCAAAAAAUUAAAUGGGUAUAUAAUGCAUGGCUUUCAAAUAUCUUUGGGAUCUAUGACCUCAGGUUUCUUUCAGACUGCCAAGAAAAAUUAUAAAGAAAAAAACAAUGAAAGAGAGCGUCGCCUUGGUAUUCCUAUGCUCCCCACUGGCAACUGUAACCCAUUCUACGACCCCAAGCGUUCGCAGCGUAAGCUGGCCGCGGAUACAGCAUUGUCCGAGCCUCAUAAAUCCACUAGCGGUACUAAAAUCAAAGAUUUGAAUAAAUCCCUGACUGAUGGGAAGGCCACAGUAUCAGACGUCGAGCCAUCAGACCCUGUUAGUGUUGCGUCGAAGAAGACCACGGACGAGGUUGCAAAAAAGAUUGAUGAAAAUGAUUCUGAUGAACUUAUUGCUCCAUCGAAUCAUUCGAAAUCUAAGAAGAAUCGUCGCUUCCGGAAAAUUAUUAGUCCUUGUGUGUCGGAUUCCAGUGAGGAUGAAAAUAUUCACACGUCGUCGGCGAACUCUGUUGGGGUACGUGAUGUUGCAUCGCCUGUGAAUGUAACUGCUCCCGGAUCAACAGCUGAAAAAGAGAGUGAGGUUCUGCUGUGUCGAAAGAAUAACGACUUCGAAUUUCCCGAUAUAGUACAAUCUAGUGCUGUAAUUACAGACGAUAUUGUCAUAUCAGACCGCGAAGAAGAUAAUCUUGAUUUCGAAGAAGGCCCAGACUUUGCCGCUAGUUUGCAUGACUCCAGUGAUGAACCUGAAGAAGAUAAUAUACUGAAUCGUGACAAGAAUACCCACAUAGAAAAAUCCUCGAAAGACGUUAGUUGUUCCUCCUCCAUACCGGUUGUUUCCAAUUCCGAAACUGUUCUACCAGUAAAUAAGAAAAGAAAACAGGACAAAAUAUCCUCUGCUGAUCUCAACCCCAAAAUGACUCGCAAAACUCACGAGGUUGUCGAGAAAGUUCUGGACGAUAAAAGUAAGUUCAAGGUGACCGUGCCUACUCCCAGUAAAUAUGUCGAAUGCUUGUUUGAUGACAAACCGCUGCUGACCCGCAAGUCCAAGUUGCCUGCAAAAUUGGGCUCGUCAGACGACUCCUCUACGCUGGAAGUUAGCUCUAGUGCUGGAAAUUCUGACGGAUCGGGCAUAACUAAACUGCUGUCCGCUUCAGUUGGCGAUGUUUCCAUGCCCGCUCCCAGCGAAGACUUGGACAAGUUUGAGCAUCCAUUUUCGGAUAGAUCAGAUGGCAGUGAUCGUGAUUCUCUCGUUAUCGAUUUAGACGAAAUGGUUAGGGAAACGAGGAAUUCAAUUGAUAAUGCAUUUCCCGAACCCGUUAUUCCACCAAUUGUUGCACGUGAUGAUCAGGAGACGUGUACUAACGCUUUGAGGGCCAUCUUAGCCGAACUGAGCGAUAAAAAGAAACGGGAAACAAAUUCUAGUGUUGCAUUGGCUGCCAAAAAUUCAGAUGCUGCAAGUGUCAGCGGAGCUAAACCUCAUUCAGUAGUUAUGAUAGCCGACUCGACCCUGUCAGAUGACGAGCCGCAAACUUUGCCUCAUGUUGAACCACGGUCGGAAAAUAAGCGCCGAAAGUCCUCGGAAUCUGUAGUCGGUUCAUCUCGUCGGUCAAGCGAUCCUGAAAUUGUAGAAAUUGAAUCGGACGAUUGUGCUGAAAAUACCGCUAAUCCUGAUUCUUUCCGUGCUCCGUCACGAAGUGCCAAUACUGCUUCUGGUGUCAAUGACAGUGUUUGUAGUGCAGCAACUGAUAUCAUCGAUUUAGAUGAUGAAGAAAAAGAUUUUGAUGAUCAACUUCAUGCUAGUGAAUCUGAUGGACUAUGUCCAAUUGUGGUGGAUAAUAAGAAUCAGCAAUGUCACUCUGAUGCAAAAAAUAGCUCAAACGAGGGGUUAGAAGAUUUUUGUCAUGCCAAAAAAUCUAAUGUUGAAACAUCGACGCAGAACAAAAGUAAAACAUCUACUCUCAAUGAAUCAAAAGAGUGCAUAAUUCUUGACAGCGACACGGAUGAAGAGCCUACACUAGCAAUAAAUACAUAUCAACCAACCGAGAAGCGUUCUAUUGCUGAUACGAAUGACAGUGCUACCUCUGAUGACCAGCCGUCUAAAAAACAGAAAAUUGCCCCAGAAAUGGAUCGAUCUGAGGAUCAAAGCGCAAGUGGUCUACAAAUUGAGUCCGUGACGAGUUUGUGUUCGUCACCUGUGACUCAAGUAAUAACCCAGUCGUCUCUUAACACUUCAACAGACAGCGUCAAUAACACGGGGAACGAUGAUCUUAAUCUGUCUCAGCAAACUGAUAUCUUCGGCGGUAGCUCUCUAGGGGAAGAUGACCUACCGGAUCUCUCUCAGAUCAUGGACACCAUCAAUGACGACGUGUUGCGUAACAAUCUCCCAGAUCUCGCAGACCCUCGCGUUGCUGAUGAUGCCCUACUUGAACUCGGCACUUCAUUACCUUGCAAUAGCAAGUCUUUUGCUUCUGGCGAGCUAUCCACAGAGUUGAAUGCGAGUUCUGUAGUCCCUGGACUUGCUAUUGACGAAGGUGUUUCAGACGACUUGAAUAAUGCAAAAGAUAUUUCCACAGAUGAGAUUGAGCAAGGCAAUAGCUUCUCGGUACCUAGUGAAUUAACCUCUCUUGAAAACGUAUCAAAUAAUGUAAGUGAUCAGGCUUCGGGCCAUGCUGAAUCGACAAGUCGUCAACCUGAUACUUUUUCGGCAACUGAACCGGCUGAACUUUUGGAGAAUAACACUACCCCGGAAGUGCAACCGACCUCUGCUAGAGAUGUUCAAGACGCACUACCAACAGUUAUGGAAAAAUCUGCAUCGAAUAUUCAUGAAGAUCUUGGUUCUGAACACGAAAAAUUUCCAUCCGAAGCUGGCAAGUUGGACUCCACUAAGGAUAAACCAAGAGAACCGGUUUCAGCCAUGGACAGCGAUGAGGAUAACGUCAGCGUUGGAAUAGCAAGUGUUUCUAGUUUUGACAGUUCUGUUGUAUCUGGGGACGGUCGUGAUUCCAAGACUCCUGACUCUAUGGGAAAGCUACGCCGGAAAAAAAGAGCUAUUAGAAGUAGUUCCAUUCCUAAUCUCGAGGCUAGAAGAGUUACUCGUGGCUCUAUAAUAGACAAACCGGACAGCUUUGAAGCUGUACAUUGGGACGAUGGAGGUGUUCUUGACCUUUUUCAAUGUGAGCUAUGCGAGUAUGUUGGUCGACAGCAUGUAAAUCAUCUUGUGAAUUUUCACCCAGAAAGAGAAAUUAAGUGCGAAUUCAAGAAGGAAGACGUAAACGUUGUUUUUAGAGACAAGGUUGGACCUUUCGUUCUUGAAAAUGGCGAAAAGCCCGAAGAAGUUGACCUGUCGUGGGUACCUCCUGGAUUACAGUUCAAUGAAGCCAUCGUGUGCAAUUUUGAAGGGUGUGAUUACGUAUCCAGCAUUAGGUUUGAUUUGAUAUACCACUACAUUGAACAUUAUCCCAAAUCACUACCAACAAUGUUCCAUUGUCGACUAUGUCAUCACAUGACUAAUGAUCUGGAAGUCGCUUACGAUCACUUUACAAGCCACACUGGUGAAUACCGCCAUCGCUGCAAUAAAUGCGGUUAUGGCUCCUACUCUAGGCAACGUGUAGAAGAACACCAUAAAACAACGCACGAAGGCGCUCCUCAACAGAUCGCGACUAGGGAUUUCGUAAUGAUCGAUAACUGGCCAUACAUCCAUAUUUGCAAGCUAUGUCUUUUCACUCAAAUUCAAUCCCACAAGGUAGAGGCUCAUUCAACACAGAGGCAUUCUGGAAGGGCUGAAAUCGUGAAGGCAAACAUGUUUCGCUCUAUUACCAUACACACUGGACGCAAUAAACGUGAUCUUCCAUCCAAAGACAAAUCCAAACCUAAAAAACCUGCGAAAAAGUUAAAAGCCGUUGAACGUAAUGUUUUUAUUGGUGGCGGAACACAGGAUGAGGAAGCCGAAAUGAAUCAAAUUGAAGCUAAAAAGUUGGUUGAGAGAAUAUCACAAAACAUCUAUACCACACGAACUGUUGAAGGGACUAAAGUUAAGCUCACCAAAUUAGAAUCCUUAAGCCAAAAAAUCUUGAGGAAAUCGAUUGAUGAAGAUGAACCUGUUGUAAGUAGUAAGUCUUCGGAAGAGUUGGUACAUUCACACACUCAGAGUACAUCUACUAUUGAAGAUACCCUAACUCAAAAUGCGUCUAACUCUGGUACCGAAACGCCCCCCGUCUUACACUCUGAUGAACAUGAAGUUGUUGAGGCUUACACGCCACUCGAGGACAUGACUGGCGUUGCUGAUGAAAUGACAGCAUCAGUGGAAGAAAAUGUUUUGGAUCUCAAAUCCACGAUAUCUAAACUCAGUCAGUCCCUGCAAGUUAGAACUUCAUCUGCUACGAGCUUAAAUAACGUAGACAGCGAUGAUUCUGAAGAACAGGAUUCAGAGUACGAUAGUGACGAGGACAAUUACGAGGAAACUGAUCCUUACGAUGAAGAAUACAAGUCUGAAGAUGAAUCACAGACCGAAGGAGAAGAGUAUGAGGCGUCUGCUAAUUCGGAGGAGUUGGUCGAACAAGAUGAGACUCGUAGCACGACUCAGUGUAAUGAGUUAGCAAAUGAGAGCGGCACGGUUGUAAGGUGCUCACACCCCGGCUGCGUGUAUACGUGCGGCAGCGAGCAGCAGCUCUCCACACAUCGCGUGCAGACGCACGGGUUCUACAGCUGCUCCUUCUACUUCUGCUCCUACGCUACCUUCUCCGAGGAGCAGUUCAUCGUACACUACCAGACACAUCCGCUGGUAAGCGUGUACAAGUGUGCGUAUGACUGCGGGUGCAGCGAGGCGUGCGUAGACGCUCUCAUCAGCCACUACAAGAAGGCUCACGCUGCUGCACCAGCUUACACUGCUACCGAGUGUGCCGGAACCACGACCGAUUCCGCAUUGCUGGACCCCUCACAGCCAGCACUUGUAGCUCCUGUAACGUCAUCUGCAGAUUGCACAACCGGCGACACGUCAUCCGCCUCGGCGCCCGUUACAUCUGCCGCGACGCCCGUGACAUCUGUGUCGGGACCCGUGACAUCCGCCGCGACACCCGUGACAUCUGUGUCGGUACCCGUGACAUCUGUUGGAACAGUUACAACGGUCGCAUCGGCAAGCUCUGACACCGCCGUGUCGUCAUCGUCUGGACCUCUAAUGACUGCUGUCUCUGGUUCAUCCAAGACGUCAUCUUCGUCAGGUGUGACUUCAAGCUCAGCUCAAGCCCAUGAUCCUGUUCGUGCAAAGGAUCCAAGCACCCAGUUAGUGGGGCCUGUAGGAGUGGUCGCCAUAAAACAGGAGCCUCCAGAUGAGGAGUCAGAAACACUUCCCCAUGGCUUCCACCUCCUCCCUCUGCACCCGCCUACAGUUCCUAUUGAAUAUCUUUUUAAGCAGUACCAGUCAGUAAGCGCCUUCCGUGUGUACACUGGCCGCAAGUCCAGCGAAGUGUUCAAGUGUAUGCAGCGAGGCUGUAUCUUUGCCACCACAUCUCCUGAGCAGUUCACAUCGCACUGCAAGGCUCACGGCUGCACUGCCAGGUGCUGCUACUGCCUCAUGCCCUUCGGUAGCACGGAGGAGCUCGUGCAUCACAUCGUCGAGGAGCACAGCCACUGCGGCUACAUGUGUAAACACUGCCUCUACCGCUCUACCUCUACCCUCUACCUCGGCACACACAUGAAAAACUUCCACCCUGUGGACCAGCCUCGCUACGUGCGCGUCGCUACCAUAAGGACUGAGCCGCCACCCAACCCUCCUGUCGAAACAUUUAUCCGCGCCUACCAGUGCGGCUACGAUGGCUGCCCCAAGCGGACUGUAGAUGCGGAAAUCUUCCGUAGUCACGUGAGCAGCUGCCACGGUGCCGACGUCGUGCUGCAGUGCUCCUUGUGCCCCUUCUCUGACACUGUAGUUCCUCUGGUGCUCCACAUGCGGGACCACAUGAUGGACGAGUUUCAGUGUCCGUAUUGCCUGCACGGCGAGGGGGAGCGCGAGAAGCUGCUUACUCACCUGGUCAACUGUCACCCUGGCCGCAGCGGCAAGGUCCUUCUCAGAAAACAUGACACUCCUGACCCUGGGAAAGUUGCUUCGAGCGCUGCCACAACUCCUGGGGCGCUCACCUGUCCUGGGACUGGUGCUGCUCCCUCUAGUGGAGCAGCCACCUCAGCUGUAGCAGUCACAUCAGCUGUUGCAGCUACAUUAACUGCAGCAACAACUUCUUGUGCAAGCUCCCCAAUGAUGACAAACAACGUGUCGGCAGCUAGUUCUGAUGUAAACACCACUCCGACAGCCAGCCUAUCUUCACUAAGUGUCGCCAGAGCUGGUGGGGGAACGAAUCAAAUUGUGAUGGGAGCUGAGGCCAUAAUGAACAAAACUGGUCCGGCUGCAAUGCCACAUUUCGGGCCCCUGAGCGUGAGCACGACAGCUGCAAGUGAAGUAUCGCCUAAUUUUACUACAAUUAAUGACGCUCUGACUACUACAACCUUCGUAUCUACUCCAGCUGAUGCUAACAUUAGUUCUUCCACUUCGAUUGUUUGUACACCCAUUACGACAAUUUCCCAUGCAUUUUCUGCUCCAAGUGCACCAGGCGUGGAAACUACCAGAAGCAUGUGUGCCUCUAGUAACAAUAGCUCUGUUCCAUCAGCUACGUUGAGCAACUUAACGAAGGAUUCUGAUUUAAAUGGUCAGAUGUCGACGCCUUCUACAUCAUUUGAUGAUGGCUUUGAGUCAUCCGAUGUUUCUAAUCAAGAUGGCCAACCUCCCAGAAAGAAACGAGGAGAGUUGUCUCCCGACCCAAAAGCAUCAAAUCAAACGGACCCUGGUUCUAUCGUAUCAACAGAUUCACAACACAGUGAUGACCUCGUAAACAAAUACAGUGAAACGCGCACAAACCUCAAUUCCUCCUCAUCCUCCGAUUGUCCGGAUAUUGAUGCAUUAUUACUGACUCCUUCCAAAAAGUUUACAACUGAGCUUCAGUCACCGAAUUCCAGUCCGUCUAUUGAUGCUCAGCAAGAAGCGAAUGCAAGCAGUGAUGGAAUAGUUGUUCCUAUGAUCGGCGUUUCUUCUCUGCAUCCUCAGCCAACACAAGAGUUUAACUCGUUGAUUUCCGCUCCUAUAAGCACUCCAAUUGCUGAGAGCAACGCAAAAGAUUCGCCUACUUCUGAACAACGCAGCCUGCGAUCCAGAUCGUACUCAAACUCAGGAAGUCUUAGCAGCAAGCCUGAGAUUGAUUCAGAGAAAACAGGGCGGCCUUCUGACAAAGUUGGCUUGUGCGGACACAAUCUUUAUCGCUGCGGUAACCCGUCGUGCACUCACACCAGCGCCACGAUGGUAGGGCUACGUGAGCAUCUGCAAGUGUGUGACCUGGCACGUGACAGUCCGACGCUGCGUUGUCAGCACUGCGGUCGUCAGUUCCGCCACAUUAGUGCGCUCGUUGAGCAUAUCAAGGUGCACGGACCAAAGCUGUAUCACUGUGGUGCUCCAGGCUGCAGCUACCGUGCCACGUUGCUACACUACUUUCGUAACCACUCAAAGCAGAUACACGGCACUUCACAUUAUAAAGCUGACCUAAAAGAUCCAACUAUUAAGGACCCAGAGUUCCAAGAGUUCAUUGUUACGCCAAAAGAAAAUCCCAGGGACUCGCGCAAGAAGCGCAAGAACGAGUUCGAUGUAACUGAUGUUGAGAAUAUCCCGCGAAGUCAUGUGUUAUCCACGCCUCAACGUUGCUUCAAAUGCUCGUAUUCUUCAAAAAUCCGCUCGAAUUUGAUCAAGCAUCUCAAGUUGCAUAAGCGAUUCCCUGAUGGCAUCCCAGAGAGAUCAUUCAAAGCAGAAAUUAAUUCUGACAACAAGAACCCCAUUCCGAAUCACCAGCCUGUGAAUCCCGUACCUCGUCUUGAGAGGAAAGAACUCAUGUUUGAUAAGAUGAUGAACCUUGCAGGGAGCAGCUUUGAAGAUAAGAAGUCGCUUGAACAGGUUGACUUGAGGCUUAAAAACCCAAUUCCGUCUGAAGAGUUGCAAAACUUUCCAUGUUAUGUCCCUGAGUCAUCUUUGAACAAAUGUGGUGUAGUGGGCUGUGAGUACAUUUCUUCGGACGAGAUGAUGCUCAAGUAUCACAUCAAGAGUUUGCACUUGGAUGUCAGUCAGUUUCCUUGCCCCCACUGCAAAAAUACUUUAAUCACAAUUGAAAAAAUCAGCUCUCACUUCAAGCUACACGGAGAAAAGUUAUUCAGGUGCGGAUGGUGUCCAUAUUUAUCUAACCGGCGGCCUGUCGUGGAGCGCCACACGAGAGAGAAACAUCCAACUAAGCGACCUUUCGAAUUUGUUAUUCGCGAUCCAGAUGAAGAAAAGGACGUUGAGGAAAGUAAAAAGGACGGCGCAGCAACGUCGGCCGGUUCUUCAACAACGCUUGGUGGCGAGACGGGUGAACCUCAGUGGCAGUGCGGACUGUGCCGCGUUCAGUCGGUCACCCAGCAGGAGAUGGUGAACCACACGAGUCUCAAACACGACAUCAAAAGCCAGUUCAAAUGUGGUCUCUGCAACUUCAAAAGCUCCGUUAUGGCCAACUUUGAAGCGCAUUUCUCUACCAAGCAUUCCAAUCAGCCACUGAAGGUGCUAUGCAAUUACUACCGGUUGGACGCAGAUGACAUAGAGCCGCUUUACGUUGCUAACUGCAAGGAGGGCAAGCAUGAACCUUUGUGGAAACGGAAAGAUCCACAGCGCACGCGUCAUAUCAGAGGCAUUUUACUGGACGAGUCAGCUCUACCAACUAAAGCUCGGACUUCUCAGGCUCAUCAAGUGCCUCUAGGCGACCUGCCGCAAGGAAUGCCUGAUGGUGACAACUUCGUGUGCCCCAAAUGCAUGAGUUUCCGUACGCCGUGCGAGAACACCUUCCGCUCGCACCUGUGCAAGGAAGCUGACUAUCACAGGUAUGAAUGCGUCGAGUGUGGCAUUACUACGCCUCUACUUCCAAGUCUUCGUCGCCACUACAACAAGGUGCAUCAUGCACAGUUCCAUAGUGACUGUUAUCUCGUCCUGCCCAUCGAUGAUGAGAAAGAGGCUUGGGUGGAGAGUAUCAUCACUCAUCACCAGCAUCACAUUCGCCUACACAAAGAAGAAGUGCAGCGCCAGCAACCGACCGCGACGGGGACUCAGCUGCCACCUUCAAAGAGCGGUCCUCCCUCAGCAGCAGUCACUGACACCAGCGGCUCUGCCUCGACGGGUCUCAGACUCACGAGACGUUCAUCACUCUGCGCGUCUGAUGACCCCAACAAAUGUGUCGAGUCAUCCGAGGCACAAGAGGAAUUAGUCUGCGAUGUGUGCGCCUUCACGUGCAAGACUGCGGCGGGACUUGUCAGCCACGCCCGAGCACAUCCCCUCGUGUACAAGUGUGGCUACUGCUCUUACAUCCAAGGCUCGAGAGUGUGUGUCGAGGCGCACUGCCGAGUUCGACAUUCCCGGCUACCAACAUCGGUAGUCAAAGUAGAUAUUACAGAAUCAGCAUCUGAUUCUAACGUAUCGCUCACCGAAGAUUCCGAUUCUGCUGAUGAUAUUGAACGUAAAAUGGAGAGUAUUUUUAGCGGAGAUGUCAAGAAGAAGUUACACAAGUGUCCUGACUGCUCUUUUGAGUCCACAAGUUCCAAACAAUACUAUAGGCAUUGCCAAACGCACGUUCACAAUCGACCGUUCUUGUGCGAGAUUUGCAACAAACGUUUUCGUGACGAGAGAAGAGCCAAGCAACAUCACGGUUGUGUACACACUAAUGUUAGCCAGAAGAUCACGUACUCUCCUUUGUCUGAAUCUCCAACGCCGUCUGAGUCAGCUGGAUCUUCACAAGAACCCAUUAUUUUGCCAUCUCCUACCAAGUCCUCGUUGAAACCUAAGCCUCUACCUCCUAUUUUCCAACUUGACGAAGAUUCUGAUGAAUUACCUGACCUCGAGCUUUCAUUUGACUCCUCUCUUAAGAUGGAUCCAAAAACUGCACCAGUUGUAUCAACUUCUUCUGACGUCGUGAAAGAAGAACCCAAACCCGAUCCAGCGACUCUCAGGCUACAAGACGCACUCAACGUUGAUCCUGGAGUUGAGUUCAUUUGCUGUCACUGCAGCUAUAAAGGUAACUGGGAAGGAAUCGGAGAACAUGUCCGUUCAGGGCAUCGAGAUCUACCGUUCAUGGUGCGCAAGUUCACGGAUGGAACUAUGAUCCUGGAAACGUACCAGUACUCUUGCAUACAUUGUUCGCUAAGCAGCGACUCGCUGAUGGCAGCUCUCGAUCACUGGGUCGUUAGUCACGUCAAGCUUGACUUCCAGUUCAAUAUGACUUUACACUCCUCCCAGGUAAUUGCAGGCGACAGUAAAGUAUCCUCAUUACUGCCGGAUACCGUGAAGAAAGAGGACUGCAACUCCACGUCUGCUGAUUCUCUGCCCGCAGCGUCAGAAAGCAGCACCCAGCAACCGCCCAAUAAGCGAGCUCGUCAAUCGAAUGAAUUAAACGAUUCUUUUGCUAGCACCUCCACCUCUGAGGACGACUUAGAGCCUGAAAUAAAUCAGGAGGAUAAGCCAACUGAAGAAAAACUCUACCGGUGCAGCAGUUGUCGUCGCACCUCAAAAUUCAAGGCAGAAAUUGAAGCUCAUCUAUUAGAGAAGCACGGGGGCUCUUGGUGGUGCACGAUCAUAGAGUUACCGGCAUCGUCGAGCAGCCGCGCGUCGCGUCGGCUGGUCAAGUGUCGCGUGUGUUGCUACAUCGGCUUCAGGGACCAGGUCACCGACCAUGGGCUCCGUCUACACCCACAGGAACACGCACUCCAGCCAGUCCUAAGCGCACUGCUGCCCACCGACAAGGAGGUCUUCAAGUGCGACGUUUGUAAAUUCAGUAGCAAGACGCGUAAAAUGAUUCAGCGCCAUAUGAAAGCCAGCCACAGCAAUAUGGUGACAAAUUUUUCGCGCUUCGCCGUCGAAGCUCGUGCGUCAGCCACGAAUGUUGCUGCUGACAGCGCCACAGUUGCUGUGGCUGCAGACGCUAUCGCCUCGACAUCGGGCGAAGCGAGCAGUCCCGGUGAGUAUCGUUGCGCCUAUUGCAACGACCUCAUUAAUGGCUAUGAGAUGCUUAGAUCACAUCAUACCUUCUUGCACUCGCACCUACCAUUCAAUACGAAUGAGAAUGAUAUAAUAAGUGCAGCAGAGAAGGUUGUGCAGCUAAGCACCUCCAGUAGCUCGAUGUCUCUCAUUAGGCCCAUGCCAGGCCGUGCCAUGAAAGCAACCGCCAGGAAAUCAAGUUUUGCUCGAGGCAAGAGCUUGGCUUUGAAGGCAAGUAGGAAAGCUGGUGGGUCGUCGACCUCCUCAGCUCGAACUGAAGAGCUUGGCGCACCAGAAAAUGGAGGGAAAUCGGAAGAACCACACAAGGAUGACUCCAUCGAGGGCGUGAGCCAUUAUGGAUUGCCACGUGAAGAGGUGUUGCUCAGCGGUCUCACCACUACCGUGGACAUGGGUUGUGGCCCCGUCAGAGUACCUGUCUCGCAUUAUUUCGAACUAUUCGAUAUGAAUCCCCGAGUAAUGCUUGUUAACAUAGCUGAUGUCUACGAUGUUUGAAGUUUUUCAUAGCGCGCGUAGCUGCGUUACGUGACGUUUCCUUCUUGCGCUAACUAGAGGCUGAUAAGAUUGUUCCAAAGAUUGUUUACCUCACAAGAACUUGUCCUCAAAUUUGCUGAAUGCAAACGGAACUUAAUUGUUGAUAACGGAUGAUUAUUAGGAUUAAGAUUAAAAUAAUUGCGAGCUAAGAUACCGGAAUGCUGUUUCUUUCAAGAUGCAUUACGUUGUCUCCACUGUUGACUUUAAUUCAGUUGCAUUAAUAUAGAUCUGUGUUAUUUUCUUGUGCAUGAUCGUUUCAUUUACGAAAAUGAUACUCUUUCGUAUCAUCUCACACUUCAUUUCAUCGUAAGAAAUCGAAUCAGAACGAGAUGAGGAAGUUCAUAGACAUACGAAUCCUUUAUUUAAGUGCUUGAUUAGUUUUUUUAAAUCAUGGAGAAGUUAAAAUCUUUCCUUUGUUCUUGCGCCUCCAAAAUAUAAAGGAGUGAGGAGACGAUUGUCGAACUUACAUAGGUCCGAAACAUGAUUUUGUGAUAAAAGGAUAAACUUCGUAAUAUGUUUCUAACAAUGUGUUCACAUACCGUUGAUGUGACUUAAAACUUGUAAAAGGACUUCGAAUUAUAAUAACUUCAUUUCUGGCAUUUUAUAUUUGUUUACAUGACUUGUAAAUUCAUUUGUUAGUUCAGUUUAGAUCGGCGACCUUUUUUGUGAAGGCGGUUUUAUAACUAUCCGUCUCCCUAGCAAACUGGAAUUGUGACGGGUUUUAAUUAUUUUGUUUAUCACUGGAUGAUUACGUUUUGGCGUCAGAGAAACUAUUGUUAACAGUAGACGACACGCAACUUAAUUUGCUAAAACACUUCACGAAGGGAGGACAUGCAUACGAAUGACAAGUGUGCAUCAAGAAGCUAAUAACGAUCUAAUUCACAAGUGGACUACCUACAUCGUAGGAAAAUGAUGACGGUAUCUUUUUUUAAAUAUUUAUUUUCUACUUUGAAUACCAGAUCGGAAGGUUGAAAUGCUGCAAGUGGUGGCAAUCAAUAGUACUUACUCGUUAGUUCUCUUUCAAUGAUUCACUUAUUAUUUGAUUCGUUUUUUUAGUAAUCAUUUAUUCACUUGUCAUCAUGUUGCCUCUGAAUCUGUACAUGAUUGUGAAAAUGUAAUACACUGUUCUCUGUUACUCUUAUUAUGACAUACCGAAACAAC